This is a messenger RNA of Candida tropicalis MYA-3404, 636 nucleotides long. RefSeq names its product Rab family GTPase (gene SEC4). The record is from RefSeq and is a predicted model, not a curated record. The transcript has a single exon. NCBI's taxonomy places the organism in Eukaryota, Fungi, Ascomycota, Pichiomycetes, Serinales, Debaryomycetaceae. Gene Ontology annotation, biological process: protein localization to plasma membrane; protein secretion; regulation of exocytosis. The coding region runs from base 1 to 636 and encodes 211 amino acids. Gene Ontology annotation, cellular component: plasma membrane; endosome. Gene Ontology annotation, molecular function: GTP binding; GTPase activity.
AUGAGUGGAAAAGGUACAUCAUCAAGAGCUUAUGAUAUGAUCAUGAAGUUAUUAUUGGUUGGGGAUUCCGGUGUAGGUAAAUCAUGUUUAUUAUUAAGAUUUGUUGAAGACAAGUUUAAUCCCUCAUUUAUCACUACCAUUGGUAUUGAUUUCAAAAUUAGAACUAUUGAAAGUAAAGGUAAACGAAUCAAAUUACAAGUUUGGGAUACUGCUGGACAAGAAAGAUUUAGAACCAUCACUACCGCAUAUUAUCGUGGUGCCAUGGGUAUUGUUUUAAUUUAUGAUGUUACUGAUUCAAGAUCAUUUGAAAAUGUUGAAAAUUGGUUCCAAACAGUUACUCAACAUGCAAAUGAAGAUGCACAAAUUUUCUUGGUUGGUAAUAAAUGUGAUGAUGAAGUUAAUAGACAAGUUUCAAAAGAACAAGGUCAAGAAUUGGCUGCUAAAUUAAAUAUCCCAUUCUUGGAAGCAAGUGCUAAAAGUAAUGAAAAUGUCGAUUCUAUUUUUUAUGAAUUGGCUGGUAUCAUUCAAGAAAAACAUGUUGAAGAAAAUGUUGGUAACACUACUGGUGGUGGUGCUUCUGGUGGUAUAGAUGUUUCUCAAAGCAAUUCAGGUUCUAAAAACAAUAACUGUUGUUAA